AUGGGACAGUCACAACAUCAGCGCUACAAUCGUGUUUACGAAGAAGCAGCAGAGGUUGCCAGUUUUCAAGUCAGAUAUCAUUUUUCUCCUAACUUUUCGCUCUCUCAACCAGAGGACGACACCAACCCCGAUAACAACAUUACUGAACAUGUGUACAAGGAGCCGGAACGUGCUAGUUUCCCGCCACAAGAUUUGAACGACAUACAUGUACGCCGGCGCCGGAGCGCCACCGCUGAAACUUAUUUCUCAGACUGUCCACAAGAGGGCCGAGAAUGUGCCUAUGAGGAACCCCAACCAGCAGUGCUGCAUGGCGAGGACAGCCAAACCACACAGGAUGAUAACGUUCCAACAGGAAUAGGCCAUAAAAACAGUAAAGCUAGGAAGAAUGGUAGAGAAGCAGAAGAGAGUAUCUCUUGUGUCAAACGCUGUCACGUCACUACGCGUGGCGUUGCCAGGACAACUAUCGCCAUAACAACGCUGAUCAUCACGGUAGCCAUAAUUUUGCUGAGCGCGCAAAGCUGGCAUCACAAGGAUCAAGGAACUACACAUUUUCUCACACAAACGACAGCUACAGAGAUGCCUGCAAGCCUGUCUGUUACUAUGGGAGAUUCAAAUAAACCGAAGAACGCUACUCCUCCCGUGGCAAUGGAUACAGUUUUCACGACAAGUACUACUCACACCUUUCCACCAACAGUAGAAAACAGUUUGGGCUUAGAAACAGUGACAGGAUCAAAUUGUUCACAACAGCUGCAAUCAGCAAAGGAUGUAAAAGAAACGCUUCAGCCUGUAAAAGAUAGGUUCACAUUCAGGCUGAGACGUACAGAGACUAAUGAAUUUUAUAGUCCAGGGGCAAUCGCUGUGUCUCCUAGCAACAACAUCUUCGUGGCAGACAAACGUCAUAGACUGAUCCAAGUCUACAGCAUGUCUGGUGACCUCUUACUGCAGUUUCCAACGCUUGUUCCAGGCAAUAGAAUUGCAAUGAAAAUAGUACAUGAUAUUUCUAUGGACAAUGAGGGAUAUCUAUGGGUUUUAGGACAGACGGACGCCCAUAGGUAUUGGAUCGUACAGUACACGUCAGAUGGCUGCCCCGUUUUAGGGUUCUCGACCGCCAAGAGAGAUUCGGAGUUCCGUGGGAUAGCUUUUGACAAAGAGAGGAGCCGCAUCAUCAUUACAGGACAACUUAAUGGGCGGGCUGUUGUUGUAGUUCUGCGUCCGCUAGAUGGCGCAGUUUUGCGCACGUUCCAAACAGAACUUAGCGGUUGUUUUGAAUCCGUCGCUGUGGACAAAGAAGGGACCGUCUUUGCUUUAAAUAAACGUAGUCGUUUCGUGUAUGUCUUCAACACUACAUCGUCAACGGGUUUUCAGUUUGAAUUUGAGGGUAAGCGGCCUGGUUCUGUAUACGCUCUGACUGGAAUCUGCGUGACCAGGUCUGGUGAUGUCAUCGUUGCGAAUGGAGGAGAGCAGGGUGUUGAGAUGUACACUCGGCACGGGGAGUUUGUGCGAGUUGUGGAUACAGGGGUUCAGGGUUUGCUUCCCAGUACUGUGGCCGCAGGACCUGCUGACGGACAGUUAUUGAUAGGAAAUCGGCUCCUUGACAGUGUAACUAUCUUGACACGCUAUUAA
Messenger RNA from Branchiostoma belcheri (Belcher's lancelet), 1623 nucleotides. RefSeq lists its product as uncharacterized. Gene Ontology annotation, biological process: proteasome-mediated ubiquitin-dependent protein catabolic process; negative regulation of translation; protein polyubiquitination. The record is from RefSeq and is a predicted model, not a curated record. The coding region runs from base 1 to 1623 and encodes 540 amino acids. Lineage: Eukaryota; Metazoa; Chordata; Leptocardii; Amphioxiformes; Branchiostomatidae. The transcript is spliced from 2 exons. Gene Ontology annotation, molecular function: translation repressor activity; ubiquitin protein ligase activity.